GCCCUGCUGUGACAACAAUGAAUGGAAAGAUUCCUGUUGAUUUCAGUGGGCAUGGGAUCCAAUUGUAACUGGUGUUCCUGGGAAGAGGUGCCUCUUCCAGCUACCCCACUGAUAAAUCCAGGAAUGGAACGUCGAGGCACAACAUUUGCUGCCUUUGCAGCCCCCGCUUGUCCCUGAGCGAGCUCACAUGAGAGAAGCUCAGCUGCACACAGCAGAGGCCUCGCUCUGGACGGUGGUGGCGACGGUGCAGGCCAUGGAGAGGAAGAUCGAUUUGCUGGCCACGCGCCUGCUGAGCCUGGAGGGGCGAUCGGGGACUGCCGAGAAGAAAUUAAUAGACUGUGAAAAAACAGCAAUGGAGUUCAAUAACCAGCUGGAGAGCAAGUGGGCCGUGCUAGGGUCUCUGAUCCAGGAGUACGGGCUGCUGCAGCGGCGGCUGGAGAACGUGGAGAACCUGCUGAAGAACAGGAACUUCUGGGUCCUGAGACUCCCCCCUGGCACAAAGGGGGAAGUUCCCAAGAUGCCGGUGACGUUUGUGGACGUGGCUGUCUAUUUCUCGGCGGAGGAGUGGAAGAAUUUGGAAGAUUGGCAGAAGGAGCUGUACAAUAACCUGAUGAAGGAGAACUACGAAUCUCUGAGCUCCCUGGACCGUUCCCGCUCCAAAGAGGCCCCUGAGCCCCGCAUCGAACGGGGGGAAGAGCCGUGUGUCCAAGAUCAGCAGUGUUUAAAAGAGAGAGAGAUCCCGCCAGACCCCUGCACAGAAUCCCUGAUGUCAACGCCCGACAUUCUCUCCCGGAUCAAACAGGAGGAGGGGCCUUUUGUCGGGGAGCAUCAGUUCUCGGAGGAGAGGGGAAUCCCCGUGGACCCCUGUGCAGGAGCCGACGCUUUGAUUUCUGCCCAUGACUUUUUAUCCUGGAUUAAACAAGAGGAAGAGCCCUGUGUCCGGGAGCCGUGGGAGUUGGCUGAAAGAGAAAUGCUCACCGGCCCAGGCCCAGAUGGUGCCGUUUCCAAACCUUAUCUGCUAUCCUGGGCGGAAGAGCCAUGUGUCAGGGACCGGGGGGGCUUAGCAGAGAGAAAGAUCCCCGCGGGACCAGGGACAGAGUUUCACGGUUGCCCAGCGGGAGUGGCGAGCCAGAGUGAGCCCAGAGGAGAGGCCUGCGCCCGGAGCCGGCAGGACUCGGAGGAGAGGGAGAGGGUGCUGGUGCUGAGCGUCGGAGGUGGUGAGCUCGUGACCAAACCUGAGGCGCAAUGUUUUGAGGAGCGUCGCCCCGGCCGUGAGCCGAACCAGGCGGCGUUGGAAGGGCGGGAUUUCUGGAGGGCCGAGCAGAGACACCCCCAGCACACCCACGGGGCGGAGGAUCGGUGUGGCGCUACCCUCGGUAAAUCCCCUGCACUCCCAGGCCCGCUCUCAGGGCUGGAACCCCCUUCGGCAGGGUUUCACGGUUGCCCAGCGGGAGUGGCGAGCCAGAGUGAGCCCCGAGGACAGGCCUGCGCCCGGAGCCGGCAGGACUCGGAGGAGAGGGAGAGGGUGCUGGUGCUGAGCGUCGGAGGUGGUGAGCUCGUGACCAAACCUGAGGCGCAAUGUUUUGAGGAGCGUCGCCCCGGCCGUGAGCCGAACCAGGCGGCGUUGGAAGGGCGGGAUUUCUGGAGGGCCGAGCAGAGACACCCCCAGCACACCCACGGGGCGGAGGAUCGGUGUGGCGCUACCCUCGGUAAAUCCCCUGCACUCCCAGGCCCGCUCUCAGGGCUGGAACCCCCUUCGGCAGGGGCAGGGUGCGAGAAGAGCUUCAGCGAGCCGGCGGCCUUGGCCCGGCACCAGAAGUCCCACGCUGCCGGGAGACCCUUCCGGUGCGGGGACUGCGGGAAGGGCUUCUCCUGGAGCUCCCACCUGGAGCGGCACCGGCGCGUCCACACCGGCGAGCGGCCCUUCCAGUGCGCCACCUGCGGGAAGAGCUUCAUGCGCAAGCAGAACCUGCUGAAGCACCAGCGCAUCCACACCGGCGAGCGGCCCUACCAGUGCGGGGCGUGCGGGAGGUGCUUCCGCUACAAGGAGUCUCUCAAAGACCAUCAGCGAACUCACAGGGCCGAGCCUGGGCCGCCCCCCAGCCUGCAGCCAGCCUUAGAGAUCCAGGCUGCACAAGCAGGCACCUCUGUGUGAGGGGGGAAGCAGGGGAGGGGCGCUGGAAACUGAAGAGAAUACUCCACGCUUGGGUGGCAUUUCCCUGACCAGGCCCAGAGGAGGGGAGAGCAGGAAAGCCCUCGGUCUGGUAGUGCCAGGACUCAAGCUAGGGUCUCCUGAAUCCCAGCCACUGUGCUCUAACCACUAGCCCACGCUGCUUCCCCUGCGACGGGAACUUCGUAUGGCUAAAUCCCCCUCUGCUAUCCUGAGCCGUGACAGGCAUCUCCUCUGCGGUGCC
Pelodiscus sinensis (Chinese soft-shelled turtle) is the source of this 2414-nucleotide messenger RNA. Lineage: Eukaryota; Metazoa; Chordata; Testudines; Trionychidae. The record is from RefSeq and is a predicted model, not a curated record.